AUGGUGUUCCGUAAAAAUGCCGACAGUAACAAUCUUAGUCCCAUUGAAGUUGAGUGGACUGUCCCUUCUUCCGAAAAAAAGGGCGCCAACUUGAUUGUGAUUACCAAAGAUGAAUUCCCUCGCUCGGACACAACAAUAGAAGCGUUGGCUCGUUUAAAACCAGCAUUUUGUGACGAUGCGGGCCACGGGACGGUCACAGCUGGCAACGCUAGCGGUGUGAACGACGGGGCGGCGUUUGUACUUCUCUGUCGUAGUGACCAGCUAACUCAUUUGGGUUCAAGAAAACCAUUGGCCCGCAUUGUGGGUUGGCAUCAGGUUGGUCUCGAACCUGAGUUGAUGGGUCUUGGUCCGGUACAAGCGAUCCGGGGGUUGUUGGAGAAAAUACACUGGAGUGUGGAAUCAGUUGACGUGUUUGAAGUUAACGAAGCUUUUGCAGCCCAGUCAAUUGCUGUAAGUCCACGUCACUCGUCACAUUACAAGGUGCAGUAA
Molecule: messenger RNA, 489 nt
Organism: Echinostoma caproni
Lineage: Eukaryota; Metazoa; Platyhelminthes; Trematoda; Plagiorchiida; Echinostomatidae
Source: the annotation of a GenBank genome assembly